AUGUCGUUGGAGCCGGCCUUCGCGCAGCUCGGGCAGCUCGCACCGCCCUCACCGGUACGCCCGCUCCUCCCGCAUGCGACCACCGCGGCCACCAGCCGCAGACCGAGCUCGCAGAGCUCCAGUGUGAAGAGUGGUAGCUACCAGGCCGCUGCCCUCGCCACGGCCGCCUUGGUGCUUCGACGAAAACGCACCGCGGCCUCGACGGCGUCCACGGCGUCCACGGCGUCCACGGCGCUGCGGGCGGUGGAGCCGGAGGUGGUGGACACCGAGGAAGGUGAUGUGAAUCUGGAUGGUUUCAGUGACAUGAGGCCCUAUGGUGGCUAUGCACAGCCACCUGCAAGGAUUUUUGAAGGCACUGAUGAAAUUGACCUUUCGAAGAAGGAAGCGCGACCUGCCGGCUCCAGUGAGAAGGGCACAUACUUCUGGAAAAUGACGCAGGACAAGAGAUUUAUCGAAGUGAUCAUCCCAGUGGAUGACUCGGUGGAAGCCAAGGAUGUGAUCUACCGAAUUGGCGAGGAACCAGAAGACCCCAAUCGCGGACCCACCUUGGAGCUGGGCUAUCGUUUCAAAGGCGAGGAUGACAAAAUGGAAGAGAAUCUCAUCAUUGAUGGGCAGAUCCUCAAUGCAGUGCGGAGGGAAGAAUCCUUCUGGAUCUUGGAUGAGAUGGUCGGCGUGAAGGUUAUCAUCCUCACGCUCUCUCGACCGCGAAUGAGAAGGCAACGCCACGAUCCCAUUCUCCGGCGCAAGACUGAGGAGGAGAGAAUAGAACCUCAAACCUGGGAUGCUCUACUGGUGGAGGAUAGAGAGAAGCCAAAGGUUACUCACAAGGUUUUCAUGGACAUUGAACUUGAAGGCAAACCUGCAGGGAGGAUGGAAUUUGGGCUUUUUGGAGAUUUGCUGCCCAAGACCGUCGACAACUUCCGGGGGUUGUGCAAUGGUGAGUAUACCGAUGAAGAAGGUAAGACAAAGGAAGCAGCUUUCUGCUACAAGGGAUCAAAGUUCGCCCAGAUCAUGGGCCAGCACAUCAUUUCAGCAGGAAAUGCUGGCAAAGACUUGGAGCUACUUGAGUUUUCGCCCGAGGAACUUGAAGAGUUCUAUGAGUUCUUCAAGGACUUUGAGGCGCAGCCUCGUGCCGUUGGCAAGGUGAAGAAGGGCUGGGUGGUUCGCUGGGGUGGAGACCUGGGCCUCGGUGAAGACAUUUUUGGAACUCCACGAGAAGAGGGCCAGGCUACUGAUAUCGACAGCAAUGGUGAACUCAAGCAAGUAGCUGAGAUCAUGGGAAAGCUUGUCGAGAAAGGAGAGGGUGCAAAGAUGUGGUUCUACAAGCCUGAGUGGGAAAAGGGCUGCGAUGUGAAGGGAGGAACUUUCCAGGCUGAGGGCUUCAAGGUUCCUCACAUGAAGAAGGGAAUGCUGACCAUGGACCGGCACGAGACGCAGGACUAUCAGGGCUCAGUGUUCUUCAUCACUCUGAAGGAGUUUCCACAAAUGGACAACCGCUGGGUUUGCUUUGGCGAGAUUUUGUCCGGCAUGGAGCUUCUCGAAAAGAUCGAAGUCAAACAGGCUGGAGGCUGCUGCCUUUUGACCACCCACAUGCUUGAAGAAGCCGAACACCUGGCGAGCUAUCUCGUUAUUCUCAGAAGUGGCUUUGUUGCAGCCGAGGGCUCGGUCCAGGCUUUGAAAAACCAGUGGGGUCAAGGCUACAUGCUGAGCAUCGAUAGUGAGAAAAACAAGGAGACACAAGCCCAAGACUUCAUCACAUCACUAUUGGACCCAGAAGAUCAAACGCCUGUCAAGUCGCAGAGGGACGGGCAGAAGACCUACAAGUUCUCAAAGGACGAGGAAGCUUUGGGCCAUUUGAUCAUCAGCAUCGCCCGCGGAAAGGCGAAGCAUGGCAUUCGUCACUGGGGAGUGUCGCAGGCAUCCCUGGAGGAUGCCUAUGUCACUUGGACUGGAUCCCUGGCAUCUUUUGCUGCGGUGAAAUCGAUGAAGUCAGAGGCCAGUGUACCUGAAGAGGAAGAGGAAGAGCAGCUCUACCCCUUCCUCACGAAGCUGUGCGAUGACCCUGCACUGCAGGGAUGCUGCAACUUCCCACUGGACCAAGACAAAGUGCACAUUGGAAGCUCUGAAGGAAGUUGUGACAUCAUUCUCAUGGGAGUGGGCAUCACGUCAGAGAUGUGCUCCGUGCAAUGCGAAAAGGGUGAAGUAUCUGUGGAGGUAUUGAAGGAUGAGGGCGGAAGCACUGUCCGGGUCCUCCUCAAUGGCAAGAUGUUGCGGCCAGAGAAUCCGGAGCAGAUGAAGCAUGGAGAUUGUCUCAUCCUGGGAUAUUCUCAUGCAUUCCGUUUGGUGGAACCAACGCCAGAGCGUGUGAAGCAAGCUGGAUCAUCGGAGUACCUUCAAGUGGCCCGCAGUACGGUGCCGAAACUGGACGUUGCUUCAGCCUUUGAGGAGGCGGUGUGCGUGGAAGGCAAGCAGCUGGAGGACUCAGGAGACAGGGUCAGUGCAUUUCCUUUCAUCAGCAAUCUCAGCAACAGAGCCUCAGAUGGUACAGUGCGAAGCUUCCUCAGUGCUUUGCAUCACGUGCACCCCUUGGUGGAAGAAGCAAACGUCAUCACAAGGGAGGUCUUUGGUAACUCCGAUCUGCAUCUGGAGAUUCACACACUCACAGACGUGCUUGACUUCCAGAAUGAUGCACCUGAGAUUGUGAUCUGCUGCCUUGAGAAGCCAUCGCCACUCUCGCGCUUCCAACAGACAGUCAACACUGUUCAACAAUGCUUGCGCGAUCCCAAUGCUCCCACAUCCUCUCAAGAUCUUGCUGAUAAGCGUUGGAUGCUUGGACGUGCAAAGCAUCCCUUGGCCCAUGCCAUGGGACUUGACGAGCAUAUGACAAUUCGAGGGCACGGCCAUUUGCUCUCGAUUUUCUCCUUGGAAGAUUUCUUGCAACGAUUGAGUGAGAUCAGAGACCUUUACCAGGACGCCUGCGAGACAGGGGAAGGCUUCGAAGCCAUGCGAUCCAAUUUGGCUGCACAUCCCUUCCAAAACCCAUGGCACCAGAGCAGCUUCACGCACAUGAAAGUCCUGGCAGAUGAAGCCGCAUCAAUCAGGACAAGCCCCUUGCUGCGAUGGUUGCUGCGGAGCCCACCAAAGGCACCAAUUCAACAAGCUCCUCCACCAGGUGCAAGUCUCGGAACGACCAUUGCACAGGCACCAAUGAAUACUACGGUGGAUCUCAAGCGCAGGCCAUCGGUGGCGGAGUCGGUCCAAUCGGCCAACAGUUCGGGUCAUCUUUUCCCCGUGGAGAUCCGUCAGUCACAGAUGUCACAGCAGGAAAAACCAACACCGCGCACAAACCCUACUAGCAUCUUCGAGGUUGACAACAGCCCUAUUCCGAGCCUGGGUUCUUACUUGAAGACGCUGAUCACCGACAUGUCCUCGGCCGACAUUCUGCUUGCGGUCAUGGAGCCCGGAGAAGGCCAAGAAUCUACACUCGUUCAUGCCCACAGCAUUGUAUUGUCACGGCUGCCAUUCUUCCGCCGAUUGAUUGCUGACCACAAGGCGAUCGGAAAGUCUCCAAUCAUUGUCCCACAUGCCUUGUCUGUGUGCAUUCUGCGUCAACUUUUGGUCUACGCCUACACAGAUAGCGUCAAAGAGGCAACAGCAAAUCUUUCACCCAACAUGCUACGUCAAUUGCAAAAGGCUGCCUCUAACUGCAGCAUGCCAGAUUUGUGCAAGGCCUGCAUGAUCAAGUUGAGCGGCCAAGAAUCCGCCUCGGAGAGCUCAUCCGCUAAAGCUCCGGGUGGAGGCCCAACGAGCCCAACAGUCCGCCGCCGUAUUUCGAGGGGGUCUUCGCUCAACCAGGCUCGUAUGGACCGUGGAUCCUCUGAUCGCAAUUUGCCUGUGCUGCUCAGUAAGAAGUCGUCACUGAGUGACAGCUCACCGGGAGGAAGCCUCAAGCUGAAGCAGCAUUCGAGUAAGCACUUUGAACCACUGAAGGCUGUUGGGGGAAAUUCAGAUGCUGGAAGUUCUGGUCGUUUGAUCUGUAUGGAAUCGGGUUCCAGCAUGAGUUCAUCUCCGGUGGAUGGAAGGGACGCUGGUGAUGAGCACCACCGCCAGCAGAGUGCAGUUCGACUCAGCUCCGGAAGCCUGAGGGCCUUUGCCGAGGAGAUGGCCGAGCUGCGGCGCUUACUCUUGACACAUCCCAGGGGCAAUGGACAAGAAAUCCCCAAGAAGGCCACUGAACUGCUGGAGGACUUGCAGUCGAGCAUGAUGGAGACCAUUCGUUCUGAGUUUAGGGGAUGCCUGAAGGAAGCGCAAGACAAGGGCGAACCAUCUGGAUCAUUGUCAUCUUUGGCAUCGGGCAUCACUUGUCAGAUCCACAACUUGCGAGAUGAUCUGAUUUCCAUGUUGAACACCACAGAUGGCCGCGUGCCCUCCACUAGCCCCACCCGCAGUGCAGUGCACGUCCGUGAGGAGUCCCCUGUGAACUCAGUGGUCCCGGCCCCCGGGGCCCCCGGGGUGCAGCCUGUGCCCCUGCGCCUGACGCCGCCGAACCUCAGCGCAGAGCCGGUGGUGCAUGCGGCGCAAUUUGAUCGCCAAGCAGCGACGCCACCGCUGGCACCCAGGCCAUUGACGUCAGUGCUGGCAGGGACACCGGGAGCUCCAGGAGCUCCAGGGCGUUUGGGCAAACCCUUUCAACGACUGGUGGUCCAUGCUUCUACUGGCCAGCUCCCGGGACAGGUUGCGCGUUCAACGUCGCCAAACUCAAGCCCUUGCCACUAUGCGGUGCCCGGCUUCCCCCAGUCGAGGCCACAGACAAGGUCUGUCUCUCCAAUUCCAAGCAACUCGAUUUGGCAUGCAAAUGGGAUGAGUGGAGCAAGAAGACCAGGAUGGGGCACAGCUCCAGGGCCCACUGUGUCUGUGAGAUUCAACCGAAGCCCCCGCCCUAUUGGGUCAUCUGGCGCCUCGACCAUAACAACCAAUCGGUCUUGGCACAAUCUGCAGGAGCCUGUCACCGCCCAUCCAAAGCCAUCAAUGACUGGACAACCAGAGGUGGAAACCGCCAAGGCAGCGAACAAGGAAAAGGCUCCAGUGGAGACCCUCCGCUUGCACCCUGGCACAAGAUGGAACACGUGGUACCGGUAUACCAUGGCAUAG
Molecule: messenger RNA, 5151 nt
Organism: Cladocopium goreaui
Lineage: Eukaryota; Dinophyceae; Suessiales; Symbiodiniaceae
Source: the annotation of a GenBank genome assembly